Messenger RNA from Mesorhabditis spiculigera, 1989 nucleotides. NCBI's taxonomy places the organism in Eukaryota, Metazoa, Nematoda, Chromadorea, Rhabditida, Rhabditidae. The record is from the annotation of a GenBank genome assembly.
AUGAUCGGCUCGACAAUCGAAUCGGGCAGCGAAUCGCGAAUCGAUCUCCGGGCCGGCUCAAUUAUCCGUCGAAAACAUCAAAGCAAAUCCCGGUACCUUGGUUGUGCGCCAUGGCUUCUCCUGGCCGCCGUCCUCAGCUUCAAAUUUGCCGUGCUAGCUGGUUGGCUGGUCAGAGAAUACUACGAAUCGGGCUAUCGAUGUGCAUUCACGUGGGAUGAUAGUGAUUGGCAGGGCGAGAAUGCUGCACUCACAGCUGCACCCGCUGAUAAUGGACGCUACGCACAGCUGCUACGGACAAAACGGCAGCAGGAAGAGGACCCAAUUCUUGACCCGCGCUUUAGCCUCAGCUCGAUGAAACGCCCCACUGCGGUUCAGAUGCAACCCGUUCAAACCAGUGGCAUCCAGCUGCUACAAUCCGUCGGCGGACAAACGAUACGCACAAAGACAAUCCGCAACCGUAUCGAGGCGUUGCCCGGAAAUUCGGUAUCUUUGAACGACGUCCCAAAAAUGAAGCCCAAGCCGCAGAUGCCGAUUUAUGAGGAAGGGGGCAGCACCGAGGUGGUCAGUUUGGAUGAUGAUCAGAUUGAUCGCUUACGGCCACCGAUUGGCGGUCCCGUUCCCAAAGUGCCAAGAAUCGUGGCACGCGAAUCCGGGGAGGACAAGGAAAAUGGCCAGAAUUCAACGAGCACCGUCGCCACCACGCAUAAAAAGAAGAAGAAGGGCAAAGCACGAAGAAGGCGAACAACGAAGCUGCCCCGUCAUUUGGUUACUUCUGGAGCUUCGUCGAAAAAUCCGACCCCAUCCCCUCAUCAUUCCCCAUUCCUCACGGGUGCCCUCGAUCCGCAUGACCCGCACUUCAGCAACAAAGGACAUAUCCGUGGUUAUGCCAUGAAAACGGCAAAUAAAAAGCCACCAAAAGGACAGCAACAGCUAAAGAUCUCCGACUCGACGCGCAUGAUCUGGGACAUGAACGAGCACAACUUUACCACCCACUUUUCGAGCGGAUUGGUACCAACACAAGCGAACACCGACACCCUUGAGUCGCCCUUCAAAAUGUCGGCCACCACGGAGAGCUCGUUGGAUUUUGGGCCGAUCAACGUGUUCACGAUGAUUGAUGAGUUGAUGGGGACGACCGCAUUGCCACCCGAAGAUGAUCCACCAUCACCGACUCCUAGCCGUGCACCCCGUAGCACGACCACUGAAGAGCCAUCUACAGCUACGGUUCAAACAACAACAACCCCCACCACAACCCCACAACCACCGGCCCUGAAAACAGACCCAACGCCGCCCUUGACAGGCGAUUCUGAUGACAGCGAGGAAGAUGCAAAUCCUGGAGAUGCGUUUAGCCUCUGGAAGAAGAAGGUCGAAGAUGAGAGGAGGAUCCAGGCAACCAUGAAAUCGGCUACGACCGAAAAAUCCGUCGUCACCCUUGAUGCCCUUCAUCUCGGCGUUACUGAUGAGCCACGACGGACUACAGUACUUACCAGAUACGGCGAACUGCCGACGUCUGCCAACCAGCCAAAAGAGGCCGAUGAAGUUACGACGGGAACUAACACUGAAAUAUUCGGGAAUAACCUCCAAUCAUUUGCUGACUCGGUCGUCUGCAUCGCUAGGACGCUAUUGGACAUUUGGUGUUUCCUUCAAUGCAUUUGCUGUAUACCAUCAUUUGUAUCUGUCUGUUUCCCAUCAAAAUCGCUAUUCCUGGCCCAUCUCGUGCUCGACGUCCUAUUCCUAAUCGUCGCCUUCGUAUUUUGCACCACGGGUGUCGUUUUUUCGCUAGUGCUUUUUGUGCUAGUAGAAGGUAUGAGCCGGGAGACGUUAGUUACAUGGACCGUGACCUUGGUCUUUCUCUUCGUACUAAUUUUCAUUUACACGGCAGUGGUCGUCAUCACGCAUAGAACUUGGGAGAUGUUGAUAGAAGCGAGCCUCCCAUCAAAACGUACAUACCGACGCGUAGAACAAAUUGAUGAAUGUGAAGGGGAGCCGCUA